This is a messenger RNA of Paramecium sonneborni, 117 nucleotides long. NCBI's taxonomy places the organism in Eukaryota, Ciliophora, Oligohymenophorea, Peniculida, Parameciidae. The record is from the annotation of a GenBank genome assembly.
AUGGUAAAUUAAAUGAACAUUAUUUUUUUGUACAAAUAUUUGAAUCUGUUAGCUGCAGUGUCCUGUUUAAAUUCUAAUCCAGACAUUUUUUUUGAAUUUAAUAGAAUUUUUAGUUGA